Lachancea lanzarotensis is the source of this 2937-nucleotide messenger RNA. It is a transcript of the gene EPO1, whose product is annotated as LALA0S02e05050g1_1. The record is from RefSeq and is a predicted model, not a curated record. The coding region runs from base 1 to 2937 and encodes 978 amino acids. The transcript has a single exon. NCBI's taxonomy places the organism in Eukaryota, Fungi, Ascomycota, Saccharomycetes, Saccharomycetales, Saccharomycetaceae.
AUGGAUGCUGGAACAGCUUCUUUUGCCAAGAAUCCAUCUACCAGGGCUCAGCUGCGAAAUCAACUUUUGAGUGAUGACACGGGGAACAUUAAUGUGGCCGAUGAUACACGACCAGCCGGUCCACGGAAUGCUGGUCCGGCACCAGGGUUCCCACCGGGCAAUUUUGGAAGACCUCCAUACCAACAGCAAAACUAUUAUGUCCCACAGGAACAGCAUCCUAUGCAAUAUGAACAGAACCAGAUGUAUGGAAAUGGACCUUAUAAUACGAGAAGAACGCCAGGUCCAAAUUUCGCACCUCAAGACCAACGGGCGUCUUCUAUGACCUCUCAGUCGUUUGCAGGCCCCGGAAAAAAGUCUUUGCAGUCCAAUGGGAUUUCCAACUUAUUCAGACUGCGCCAAAACCGCUCGAAAGACUCGGAAAAUGACAACGAAGAAGAAACCUUCAUAACAGACGCAGAUAACUCACUGCUGACUUUCAAUGAUAUUUCGUCGAUGCGUAACAAUGGAGGCCACAAGUACGGGAUGGGUGCCGGUAUGGAUGAUACGUCGCCUAUCAUCCCAACGUUAAUGACAAAAAGCCACGACAAAAUGAAUAACAUUGAGUAUAGAAAGCUAAUGGCUGCUCAAAAGAAGAUGAACUACAAUACGAUCUCAAAACAACACAAACAAGCUACACAAGGCUCAAACAACGAUCCUCGGGCCAUGUCCCUGCAGCAUUCUCAAAAUCCGUAUGUGCCACAACAACAGUUUUAUGGCAAUCAAAUGCCACCAUACGCACAUGCCAACUCCAUUACCUCAGGGGCCCCUCAAAUAGCACCUUAUGGACGUGCCAAUUCCAUGAUGUCAGGUCCACCACCUCAAAUGUCAUCUUACGGCCGUGCUAAUUCAAUGAUGUCAGGCCCACCACCUCAAAUGUCACCUUAUGGCCGUGCUAAUUCCAUGAUGUCAGGUCCAUCACCACAGGCUCGAGUUCUGAACUCUCAGCUACAUGUACCACGUCCAGCCAACAACGGACCCAGAGCCAUGUCACUUAAUACAGCUGCAGGAAGAAGACCCAUGCCACAGAUGCAUCCUUCGUCACGACCACAAGUCGGUGCAUUCUUACCACGUCCUCAAGACACUCCAGGCCCGUCUGUUCAUGACCAAUAUGCACAAGCGCCAGGAACUACGGAAAGCAAUUAUACACCACAAGCCAGCCAACGAUUCAGGACUUCUUUCAAUGCUUUAGAAGAGACUCAGCAGGAUGAUUUUGGCAUAGGUGAAGAACCUGCUUCCAAGGAUUACGAAACUCCUGCGUCUUCAUCUUCUGCUAUUAGCAGUCAAAGCUUCCCCUCGUACCGUGUUCGGAGUCAAACGCCUGAAUCCCAGGCUGAAACCAGAAAGGAUACAUCGGAUAUUCAUCGUGGCACUGACUUAGAACAGCAAGUGCAAAGAAAAAGCACACCCAGCACCGGAAAGCUAAACAUUAUAAAAUUAUCGGCUCCUCAACAAAAGGAGCUUUUGGACAGAGAUAAAAAUGUGCAUAGCUCGGAAAUGGAGGUCGGAAAUGGCGGUUUGAUGGACAUGGUCUCCAAAGAAGGCAAAAAUACAGGCCACAAACUCGAGGAGUCGCCAAGAUUCAGAUCCUUAGAAGUCAAGCUUGUUCCCCAGCAUGCUGAUAUGACUGCUGGGAAUCGCAGAAGAUCGCAAAUCCAGUCCAUGGCCACGAUGGAAUCGGCUAUGAGUAACGAUUCUCCAUUGAAGAAACGCAGUCAGAAUGAUUUAUAUAUGCUUGACAACGCUACGGAUGCUAAUGCGUAUGUCACGGCACCCGAGUUGAUCGAAAGAGAUGAUGAAGAGAGCGACCAAAAUCCUUCGCAAGUUACGAUCACAAAAAGAGUGAAUUCUACGAGGAGUAUCAGUUCUCAAGGGUCCCAGUCUUUGAACACAACGUCCGAGCGAAAAGAGACCGGGUUCAGUAGAACUCGUAACCUUUUAAGAAGGUUUUCGUCCAGAAGUAACAAGGGUGAUGGGCCAGAAAAGCAUUCCCGACAAUCAAGUACCGGUAGUCUUGUGGAAAGGGCCCAAAGCUCUGACACUGAGCGGGAUGGACCUUCAGAAGGUAAGGUAUGGGGUUCAAGAUCGAGCAACCCUAAGAGAAAGUCGUUUCACUCCCUCUUUUCGAAUUCUUCGGGCGGCACGAACAUGGGAGAGCGUGUGAAAUCGUAUGGUUCUCUGGCCAACAUAGAGGAGAAGAAAAUCGAGGAGAAAUCACCAGUGGCCUAUGCCCAAGGCAGCAGGCGAAGCAGCCACGGGUAUCAAGGCGACUCUACUCUUAAUGCCGAUGACACCAGGAGGGACGAAAAUGCCUUUCAACCUCUUAAGGGGCAAUACCUGGACUCUUCUCUAGUUCAGAACGAGGACAAUGACGAUGACGAAUUCAAUUUCGACAACACUGUAUCGGAACCUUACAAGCCAAUUUACGCGUCAAAGGACGAAUUGGAAUCAGGGCCAGAUGCCCGCGACAAGCACAAGUUCAAAACUAUCUUCAUAUCGAGUGAUCAAAUGGGUUUGCUGACCGAGCAAUCUACGUUGAUGAAGGAAAUCGACCUUCUGUCCCAAGAGCUGGCAGAAUCAGUGGCACGCGAAGCCAACUUGGAACAGGAAAUUGCGGGCAAGAACAGCGACACGGACAACGCAAGGAUGUCGCUAUCAUUUAAAGAUUUCGAAAUCGAACUAAGGAAAAAAUCUUCCAAGGUCGUAGAACUGAUACAGCAACUAAAUGAUGAGCGGCUCAGACGCUACAUAGCUGAAGAACAAGUGAUGCUGCAAGAAAACGGUGCAAAGCCCAGCAGCAGCGAUUUGGUUUACAAGAUUCAUUCCUUGACGCAAAUUGUUGAAAGAAAGGAUCAAGAAAUUGCUGCACUGACCGAACGACUUGCAAAACAGUCCGCAUAG